Messenger RNA from Cryptosporidium muris RN66, 1251 nucleotides. Its product is annotated as vacuolar ATP synthase subunit C, putative. Gene Ontology annotation, molecular function: proton-transporting ATPase activity, rotational mechanism. The transcript has a single exon. Gene Ontology annotation, cellular component: vacuolar proton-transporting V-type ATPase, V1 domain. Bases 1 to 1251 code for a protein of 416 amino acids. Gene Ontology annotation, biological process: proton transmembrane transport. The record is from RefSeq and is a predicted model, not a curated record. Lineage: Eukaryota; Apicomplexa; Conoidasida; Eucoccidiorida; Cryptosporidiidae.
AUGAGCUUCAAAGGAAUUAGUGAUGGUCAAGGCCAGCAAUACUGGAUUGUUGCUUGUGCUCUAGCUGAGGAAGGUCUAGAUGCAAUUUAUCAUGAAAUGAAUGUGAAUCUGAAGAAGGUAGGACAAAAUAUUGAAGUAAUGCAGUUUGAUAUUCCAUUCUCACUAAAGUUUGGAGCUUUUGAUGACUUGGUAAGGCUUGCUGAUGAAUUGAUUAAACAUGACACUGGAAUAGAGGUUGUAUUGAGACGUGUUGAAAGAAUGGCAUUGGAUUUAGAUCCUACUAUGGAACUGCGUAUUAUUUGGCAGAGGAGUUCAUAUACUAUUAAACAAUAUUUGUGUCACUUUAGUUGGGAUCACGCAAAAUUUCCAAAAGAACGAUCUAUGCAUGAGAAUUUAAAUGCCUUACUACAAGGAAUACAAAAAUUAGAUACAGACUUAAGAAGCAAAUCUUCACAGUUUAAUGAGAUUAAACAGGCUGUAUUAAAUAAUUUAGGUAAAGAUUUUAAUAGUAAUUCAAAUAUACAGUCAUCUAAUGGUAGUGGCUCUGGAGUGAAAUUAACUAAUGGGCUACUAACAACAAAGGAUUUGAUUGAUGUAAUUACCCCAGACGUUAUUGAUGAAUCUGACAUUUUGUUUACAGAGCAUAUUUCUACAGUUUUUGUAGUAGUUCCAAAAGGGCAACAUGACUCAUUUCUUAAAUAUUAUGAGAGAUCAGACCCUUAUGUUGUUCCUAAAUCUGCUAAAUUUAUCCCAAAGAUUAUAGAUAAGGAGGGAAAUGAACUAGUUCGUGUAUUUUUAUUCCAAUCUUCAAUGGAGUCAUUUAAACAAAAUUGUAAAAGUAGAAAGUUUACCGUGCGUGAUGACUUUCAUUAUUCACAAGAAAAAUAUAGAACGCUUAUGGAGAAUAGAAAGAAACUUGUACAAGAAAAGGGAAAACAGGAAAAGUACUUGAAACGGAUGUGUUUCGCUAGUUUUUCUGAUAUAUUUAUCUCAUGGCUACAUAUAAAAGCAAUGAGAUGUUUUGUUGAAGCUGUAUUACGUUAUGGUGUACCUCCACAAUUUGCAUCUUUUUUGAUUAGAAUGGAUGUGAGCUCAUCGAAAUUUGCAAAAGCCAAAAAUGUUGUAGAAACUACUUUUAAAAAAAAGGGAAAGAUAGGGACUUUAUAUAAAUCAAGCUCUACGGAUAAAGAGAUUGAUGAUGACUAUACACCAUAUGUAUUUCUGCCAUUUUCGCCUGAUCAGCAGGUAUGA